Sungouiella intermedia is the source of this 1554-nucleotide messenger RNA. NCBI's taxonomy places the organism in Eukaryota, Fungi, Ascomycota, Pichiomycetes, Serinales, Metschnikowiaceae. The record is from the annotation of a GenBank genome assembly.
AUGGCUAGAAAAUCUUUGGCGGAGCAGAUCGCGGAACUCAACAAGCCCGAGAACGAUUAUGACAUUGAAAAUAGCGAGUUAGCUGAUCCAUUUGCCGAAAACGGUUCCGACGGUAUGUCGCUGGGUGAGUCUGACACUGAGUUGAGAAACGAGCAUUAUGUAUCGAUGCCCAAGUCACAGUUAAGAAAAAAGAACGAUAAGCUUGUUGUCGACAAGAAAUAUACUGGCCAGGUCACGGAUAGAAAUGCCUUAUACGGAGAUGAUGAAGAAGAUGGAGAUGAGGAUAGUGCACAAGAUGAGGAGGAAGAUGAAGAGGAUGAACUAAAUGGAGAAGACAUCAAUGGAGAAGACAGCGACUCGGGUGCUUCUUUGAGAGCAAACAGUGAAAGCGAAAGCGAUAAUGACAUGGAAAGUGAAGAUGAUGGUGAAAGUGAUAAUGAACAGCUCGAAGAUGCAGAUGUUAAAAGAGCCAAAAUUAAAGCAAUGAUGGCUAAGGAAAGAGGCCACAUUGUCAAUAGACUCUCGCAGGCUGCCACUCUGGAUGCUCUCAAAGGCUACUCCAUCAUGCAACAACACAAAUUGUUCGAUGCUGUCAUCGACUCCAGAUUGAAGAUCCAGAAAGCUGUUGCUAACUCCAACUUGCUUCCAGCAUCGACUGAGAUCCUCGAUAGCGAGGAGUUGGCUUCGGGGGCCACUGCAAAGUAUAUCCAGAAGGCUGCAGACAAAUGCUACGACUUGCUCGACACCAUUUUCCAGUUGCGUACCCAAUUAUACUCGAAGGAGAAGGUGGUGACGGAGGAAUUCGAGAGAACACCCAAAAAGAGAACAUUAGAGCAGUACUUGGCCACUACAGGCGAUUAUGAUGACGUGUUGAACAAGUAUAGAGCAUCGGUGUUGACGAAAUGGCUGGCCAAGAUCCAGAACUCGUCGGGAUCAAGUGCCAUGAAUGCAUCCAAGUUUAGAGCUUUGAACCAGUCUGCUGAGCAGCAGGUCGUCAACAACCUUUCGGACAUGGACAGACUCGUCAAGCGUACACGUCUUAACAGAAGACAGGUGAAGCCUUUGGGAUACGAGAAAUACAUUCUGGCUACUACGAAAGAGGAUGGGGAUAACAACGAUGAUGAGAACAGCGACAUUCCUAAAGCUGUUCAGAACAGAUCACACAAUAUGGAGGAGUUGGGACUGAUUUUUGACGAUGAGGACUUCUACAGAGUGUUACUUAAUGACUUGGUUGAUAAAAAGAUUCAAUCUAACGAUCCUACCUCAGGACUCCAGUUUGCAUUGAGGGGAGCUGCAUCGACCAAGUUGAAGAAGAAUGUCGACAAUAAGGCAUCCAAGGGUCGCAAGCUUCGGUAUCAUGUCCAAGAGGCCAUUGCCAACUUCGAAACGCCUCGCGCCUCAUUAAAAUGGAACGACGACCAGAUUGACGAGUUCUUUGCAUCGCUCUUGGGUCAAAAGGUGAACAUGAAGGAAGAGGACGACCACAGCGAAAGUGAGGCUGAGGAUGAGGACGACAUUGUAGCUGGCCAGGACACCAUCCAGUUGUUUGGAUAA